This is a messenger RNA of Eleginops maclovinus (Patagonian blennie), 2124 nucleotides long. RefSeq names its product piggyBac transposable element-derived protein 3-like. The coding region runs from base 414 to 1712 and encodes 432 amino acids. The record is from RefSeq and is a predicted model, not a curated record. The transcript has 2 exons. NCBI's taxonomy places the organism in Eukaryota, Metazoa, Chordata, Actinopteri, Perciformes, Eleginopidae.
ACGUUUGUCAUGACAUGCAAAUUUGACAAAAAAUGUGUGAAAAUAACAAUUUGGUAUGCUGCUAAACAUGAUGUACACGUAUGUGUACAUAGGGACUUAGGUUGGUCAAAAAUGCUAAUAUGUUAGCAAAAAUGUGCACGAGUAAAAUAGCUUAUAGCUAACUCUGGUGCAGCUAAAAAGCUGUACAUUGUCCCAAUGAAAUAAAUAACAAUUAAAUAACUAAAUACAUACAUAAAUACAUAAAUUAGUUGGGUUAAAAAUGUUAAUAUGCUAGUAAAAAUGUGCCUUGCUAUAGCUAAUAGCUAGAGUUGUUUAUAGCUAUCUCUGGUGCAGUUGAAAAGCUGUCCCAGUGAAAUAAAUAACAAAGAAAUACAUACAUAUAUAAAUGACAUUGGUUUGUAUUUGAUUUUUUCAUGUUUUUAUUUCCAGAGCGUUUUUCUGUGCAAACAGCAUUGGAGCAAUUUUGGCUAAAUGAUGGAGACAACUCAGAUUUGGAAGACUUGUCUGACAACGAUGAUCCCAUCCUGGAUGCCAAUUACCAACCCCGAACACAGGAGCGAAGCAGCAGUGAGGAUGAGGAUGACAGUAGUGAUGAUGAGGACCCCAUUCCUCAGCCCACUGAGCACAGCAGAGGACGUAAACGUCUCCGUGGUGCAAAUAAUGGAGCCUGUCCAUGCAGACAAUAUCUGCCAAUGAAGCCAAACCCAGUUGGCAUCAAGAACUUCGUUUGUGCUACAGCAGAUGGCAUUGUGCUGGACUUUGAUCUGUAUCAAGGUACAGGUGCACUGCUUGAGCAGGUCGAAGAAGAGGUGGGCCUGGGGUUGGGAGGCUUAGUCUUGGCUCGUCUGUGUCAAACUCUGCAUCGUGGCACAAAAGUGUAUUGUGACCGGUUCUUCACAAGCAUCCGAGGUGUGGAACAAAUGAUGAAGAAGGAGAUGUACAUUACUGGUACAAUAAUGAAGAACAGACUCGCUGGCGCGAAGGAGAAGCUACCCUCUGACAAAACCAUGAAAAACACAGCAAGAGGUACCUCAUCAGAACUUUCCACUGAAGACGGAAAGUUGUGUGUAGUGAAGUGGUAUGACAACAAACCAGUAUUGAUGAUGUCUGUUGUUCAUGGCACAGAGCCUGAAGACACCUGCCAGCGCUGGGACAAGAAAUUGAAACAGUAUGUGACUGUCUCGCGACCAAGCAUUGUCCGUGAGUACAACCUCAAGAUGGGUGGAGUGGAUUUGAUCGAUAGAAUGAUUAGCUACUAUCGCAUGAGCGCCCGUACUAAGAAGUGGACGAUGCGGAUGCUAAUGCACUUCACAGAUCUGGCUUUAGGUAACAGCUGGCUACUCUACCGCAAAGACCUCGCAAUAUGUGCUGCACCAAAGAAGAGCAUCAUGCAGUUCCUUGAGUUCCGUACAGAAAUUGCUACGACCCUCUUGGCCCAGCAUCACGGUCAAGGAAGCCAUGCAGACCUCUCUGAACAGUCAGAGGAAGAAGACAACUCAAAUCAAGGGAACAAACGUCCUGUGACGGCAGUGCCCCAUGUCUCGGUCCGCAGGAGGGCGAAUGCCCAUCUCCCAGAGAUGAUCAGCCUGAAGAACGCGGCGCGCUGCAGGGUAGCAGGCUGCACUGGAAGAACCCGAGUGCGUUGUGUGACCUGCAAAGUGUUCUUGUGCUUGCAAGGCGAUCGCAACUGUUACACAGCCUUUCACACAUAGACACACAUACACUGCAGCACAACACACACACACACACACACACACACACACACUGCUGCAAUGCAAAAUUUCACAUAACACAUACUGUAACUGUGACUCUCCAAAGGGGGCAAAAAUGUUUUGUUUUUCUUCAUUUUGUUGUGUUUUUUCACAAUGAUGUUCAAAACACAAACAAUAGUUGAAAGUUGAAAAAACUGCUGUGUUCAAGGUUGAAAUAAAAUAGUUUUUCACUCUAUUACAAAAAGGUGACUUUAAUGUGUUUUAUGGAAAUUCAGACCGAGUGUCCACAUAUGUGGACAUCAUUUUUCUCUAAAAGUACAUCAUGUCAAAAGAUGAUACUUAGUUUUUAUACUUAUCAGGUUCCAAUAAGCCCAAAUAGCAAAGAGAAAUAAAAAAUGCAUAUAAAAAAACA